Molecule: messenger RNA, 4560 nt
Organism: Scaptodrosophila lebanonensis
Lineage: Eukaryota; Metazoa; Arthropoda; Insecta; Diptera; Drosophilidae
Gene: Sap130
Product: mucin-19
Exons: 10
Coding region: 155-4420 (1421 amino acids)
Biological process (GO): negative regulation of transcription by RNA polymerase II
Cellular component (GO): Sin3-type complex
Source: RefSeq, a predicted model, not a curated record
UAGAAAAGCAAUUUCGAUGUAAAAAAUAAUAUACAUAUAUGGUUAUAUAUAUAUAAACACACAUACAUUAGGAAAAAAGUUCUUCGUUGCUUAAAGUAUAAACUAAACGAGCCCAAGCAUUUUUAUCAAUAAGUAUACUGCGUUUUUGGAUAGCAUGAGCGCUUCUAGUGAAGGCGCGGGAGGAGCGCCUGUUUCAGCAGCAACAACCGCAGCAGCGACAACGCCCAAAACCAUUAAUGUUAUUCACCCACAUACGCAAAUACUACGGACUACGAAGCCAAUCAUAACCACAAGAACAAUCCCAGCCAACCCAACAAAAACACAAGUGCAUUUACGCGCCAUAAACAAAAAUUCAAACAAAAACUGUUUGCCUCCCGCAGCCCAUGCCACAGUCGCAGCUAAAAUAACGCAUGUGAAACCGGAUGGCAGUCUGGCAGGUGCACCUAUUUCCAUAACCGGCGCUCCAGUGGGGAGCACCAUUAUGACUGGCGGAACAAUCAAAGUGGCCGGUGGUGGUGUACAAACUUCCCUUAGCGGUACACCCAUUUCCCUCAAUACUGGCGGUCAAGCGACCACAGCCGCCUCGAUUCGCGCCAUUGGCGCUGGCGGACAGUCAACGCAAGUGCGCGUAGUCAUGCCAAUGAUUAAACAACUGGAAAAUGUUACCGCCACCGGUCGUACACAGAUCACGGCCAUUCCAGCGGCACCAGCACGCAGUGUCUCCAAUGCAUCUAUCACCGUUACACGCCCAGUUACACAAACUACAUAUUUGCCACGAGCUGGCGUGGGUGUAACCACAGCCCAACGUCUGGUCACACCAUUGCGUGCCACUUCCUCGGCGGCUACUGUAACACCAACAGCUGCGGGUCUUACCACGGCCGGCGGCUUCGUUCGUGGCACCUCCGUCAGCCGCAGUGCCGUCUCACAGCCCUCAACUGUCAUAUCGUCGGCCAACAGUGCUGCCGCAACGGCUUGGAUGCAAGGCACCACUGGUCAGGUGCAGCUCAUUCGUGCCAUACAUCAGCCCGCUCGGCAGCGUAUCAUCUCGACAACAGGUGGUGCCCCAGGCGUGAGCAGCGCUAACGUUGCCGUCAGUGGCAGCAUUAUGACAACCACAGCAACACCUGUGCAAACUCAAGGCGGCGCAACAGGUCUGUCAGUAACCGCCGGGCAGGGGCUACCCCAUGCACCGCCAUCAGCCAAUUCGGCCACACCUCAAGCUUAUGUGGCCACUGUUUUGCCACCGCGUCAACAUCAGGCCACGCUUGUCUACUCCAAUGUGAGUGGAGCCCCCAACACAAAUCCCAAUGCUGGACAGCAAUUUAAUCCGAGUGUGGCUUCCGCUCAACGUUUUGCCGUCGCCACACCGCUUGGCACCGCCACUACCACUACGCCAGGUGGCACUACAGUCACCCCACGUCAGGUUCGUCCUAUACCUUUGGGCAAAUCUUUUCCCACCAGCAUCAGCAUACGGGCCCCUAGCAUUCCACAGCUGAGUGCAUCAUUGGCCCCGGGCAGCGUUGCCCCUUCCACACCAGUUAGUGUAACCGCCGCAACGGUAGCUGCACGCGGCGCCGCCGGCUCUGCUGUCAGUGUCGCACCGGUUCUAACGACAACGAAUUUGCCAACAACCCGGAUUAUUCAGCUGCAGCAACCAACCACCGGCGGUACACCUCAAAUAUUGGGCUCCACAGCACGUCUCACCGGAAAUGUGAUGCUGCAGCCCUUCCUUAUGAGCACCACGGGUGCUAAAAUGGUAGGCAUAAGACCACCUGUGACGAUGACAGCCAAAGUACAGCCCUCGUUGACCAUCACCCAAUUGAAUCCCAUUGGCAAGCUAUCGACUGGCGGUGGUGCCGGAACAGCCCAAACCAAUUUGACACCACAGAGCGUUGCAGCGAGCAUUCAGGCGCUUGGCGCCGGCUCCACAUCGACACUGGGCGUCGCAUCUAGCGUCGGCACUGGUGGAGCCACUGUGACUGUAUCCCAAGGCGGUACACAACUGUUGCCGGGCAGCAAUCUCGUGUCGAGUGGUGCAGGAGCAGCUGCCACAGGUGGUGCCACGGUUCUUCCACUGGCCAUCAGCACACGUGGCGGACCGGGCAACAACAUACUCACACCGAUUAAGAAUGCUAGCGGCAUCACUGUGGGGAAUCUGCUGGGCAGUGCCUCCAGCAAGGAACUAACCAUGCCGUCAGUCAGUGUGCCACCAAGUGGUGGUGCUGGUGGUGCACCAACCAGCGUCUUCAUUCAACAGCGAGCGGGCAGCGCAGCAGGCAGUGUGAGUGGUGGCACGGGCGGUGGUGUCAGUGUGUCUGCAACUGGACCGGGCACAGCUGUGGCCACAUCCUCGGUGGCCGGCGCCUUCUUGCCGCAGGGCAGUGCAACCAUUUAUUACGAAUCCAUGCCGGCCAGCAACGUGCAAGUGUCCACGGGUGUGCUCUCCCUGACGACCACAACUCUGACGCAGAGCACGCAUACACACUCUCAAGCACAGCAGCUGGUGAGCAGCUCUGGCAGCUUGUCCGUCUCAUCGCUGCCGUUCGCCAGCCAUUCCGCUGGCUCCACAGCCACGUUCACGGUGGUGCCAUCUUCGUCGACAUCUGCGCCAGGUGCGCGUACCAUCAGUCAGCUGCAAUUGCAAGCCGGCGGCACCCGGGAACUGGGAUCAACGUUAGUGCAGGCAGCGACAGCAGCUGGUCAGCAGUUGCUCAUACCGACCGUCGGUGGACAGACUGGCAAUGCAGCCGCACAGCACAUGGUCAUACCGUUGCAUACGUCUGUCAAAGUCACGGCCACCACCAGUGGCGGUGCUACAGUCAGCGCACUGCCAGUGCCGGGCAAUGCCGGCACACUGGUCUCUAGCUUCAUGCGCAAACGUGAUGCCGAGGGCUCCCCCAUUCGAGCUGCAAAAAAUCUGGCGCCAACACUACUUUCUAUGAGUAGCAACAAUGCAACGGUGGGGUCUGCAGCUGCCACAACAGUGACGCCCGUAAAUCUCCAUAGCGGAACAGCUGCUGGUAGUGUGAAUACGGGAGCAGGAGUCGGCUUAGCAGCCAGCAUGAGCAGCAGCGCAUAUAGCCAUGCUUUACAACAUGUUACAGCAGCGUCCACCGUACUGCCUGUUAGCACCUCGUCUCUAACUGUGGAAGCUCUCGCUAAGAAGGAUCGAGCUGCACAUGCAGCCGCUGUAUCGUCAGCUGUGGGAGUGGCAGCGUCCAUUGUUGGGACUCGUAACGUACGUGCCGAUUCGCCGGCCUCGUCCGACGGCUCCACAACAGUAUCGGCCAAUUCUUCGCCUGGCGUAGAACAGCAAAUGCAGGACAGCAAUCUCAUCAUCAAUCGCAUUGGCGAUGGUCCAGCAACGUCCCGAGAGAAUACAACACAUUUUAAUCCCAUCAAUGAGCUAUAUGCAAGUCAUCCUUCGAUGCAACAGAACAUGACGCACACGCCCAUCAAUGCCCGUACCGGCAACAAUGUUUUCGAGCUGCAGGCGCAGCACCAGACGCACCAUCUGCCCCAACAACAACAGCAGCAGGCAACAACAACAUUACCGGCCCAUUUGCAACAGGUAGCAAGCGUUGCAAAUGCUGCACGUAUGAACGGGGGCAGCGGCUACGAUUGUCCAGCUCGCAAGAAGCCGCGACGUUCCACUAACGAUAGCCAACACUCGACGCAAAGUCAGACUUCGCUCUCGCUGCCAGCGCCCACAGGCAGCAGCAUCUCAAGCGCCGGCAGUGCUAGCAGCAUCAAUGUUACCACCGGUAGUGGCAUCGGUGCAAGUGUCGGCUCUGGCCUGGAAGUUUACAUGCAGCAUAAUAAUGGUUUAUUGGUCACAUCAGCUGCUGGCACGCCCACCACUGGCGAGAACAAUCAUCGCCUGGGCUUAGGUAGUGGAGUAAGUGGAGCGCCCACUGUAACUGGUAAUAAGGAGAACGCCAAUCCUGUAGACUUCGUGCUGCGUCGCCCACGUAAUUGUGCGCUGCUCAAUACCUUCAAGCCCACCCACAAGCUUGCUAACAAUCAUUUUCAUAGAUAUACGGAUGUAAAACCACGUGAGGAACGUCGGCCCACUGUCAUUGAUUUGGCAAAUCAGCCCAAUGUGCACGGCAAAAUAAGUGGCUGGAAAGUAUACCAUCUACGUUCGCAAAUGGAGGAUUUGAACGAAUCGGAGAUGGUUAGCCUGAACCAGUUGGAAACUAUGCUGAAAGAGCUGGAAAAGGAUAAGGAGAAGCACAGCGAAAUUGAGCGCAUUAGCGAGCUUCUAAAGGGCAACAUACAACGUAGCAAAAUCGUCACCGAUGGUAUCAAUGAGGCACAGCUUCAGAUUAUGAAAAUCUUUGAUCACAAGCCGCAUGUUUCGGACAUUAUUAAUCGAUGCGCCUCGAAGCGAAAUUUCAAAAAACGCGAAAAGAUUUAGGUAUAAGUAAUAUGCAUGAUUAUAUAUCCAUAGAGACAACGACGCCUGUACAGUCUAGGGAUAUUUUUAUACAGCAUCUAGUAAUAUCCCAAACAUAACGUGGUUUUAUAAUAAAUCAGUAAUUUAAUAAUUUAAAUUAG